This is a messenger RNA of Nomia melanderi (Alkali bee), 2832 nucleotides long. It is a transcript of the gene l(2)dtl, whose product is annotated as WD40 domain-containing protein denticleless. Gene Ontology annotation, biological process: proteasome-mediated ubiquitin-dependent protein catabolic process; mitotic G2 DNA damage checkpoint signaling. The record is from RefSeq and is a predicted model, not a curated record. Gene Ontology annotation, molecular function: protein binding; protein-macromolecule adaptor activity. Gene Ontology annotation, cellular component: nucleus. Lineage: Eukaryota; Metazoa; Arthropoda; Insecta; Hymenoptera; Halictidae.
UAAAUAGCGCUACAUUCACGUGACUGUCAGUCAGUAUUGAAUUCGUUUAAAUAUCUGUACUGAUAUAAUAACUGUUUGUUAAUGCAAAUGUAAUUGAUAUUAAUGUUUCUAAAAAUACAAGAGUGAAAUGGGCCAUUAUAUAUUCAAGUGGUUAUGCACGUGCUAUAUAGCAGCAUAAGUGUAGUAUCGCUGCAUGAAAACGUGCUUAAUACACAAAUGCGGGAAAACUGACAGGUUUCCCGCGUACGAUCUCGUGUAUACGAACAAUUUUCGAAAGUGUAUUAACAAAACAUUAGUUUAAUGCAGUAUCAGGAUGACUUUAGUACGCUCCAUUGUGGAACGGGAAAAAGGAUCAGCAAUUAUACGUGAUUACGAUAUUGCGUUGUAUCGUUUGAAGUGUUAUCAAGAUGAUGUCUACCGUGGUAUAACACCAAACACAAAUGCACUCGAUUUUAAUCCGGAACCGCCGGUUUUUGCAUGUCGAUUCUGUACUACGGAAGGAUAUGAGCAAAUAAUUGCCUUGGCAAACGAAGAUGGAAAAAUUGCUCUUCAAAAUACAAAUGUUAAAGAAGCGACCAAUCAACCCUUGGAAGGGACACAGACACAUUGUAAUGCAAUAUUUGAUAUUGCUUGGAUGCCUGGUGAAUUAAAGUUAGUUACAGCAUCCGGAGAUCACACUGCCAGAUUAUGGGAUGUGUCCGGUUCUGAAAUAAGACAAGUUAAAUAUUUUCAUGCUCAUACAAGAAGCGUUAAGACUGUAGUGUUUCGCUAUCAGGAUCAAGCUGUGUUUGCAACAGGAGCUAGAGAUGGUUCUAUAAUGGUAUGGGACAUUAGGGCUAAUCAUCAUGAACAAUGUAAACCAGACAAUUGCAUUACCAAUGCACAUAAUGUUGGAACCAUAGGCAAUGUGAGGCAACGUAGAGCGUUUAAUCAUACAUCUAGAGCACAAAGUAUAACUGGUUUGGCAUUUCAAGACGAUGUCACCUUGUUAUCAUGUGCAGCUGGUGAUGGGUUAAUAAAAGUAUGGGAUUUGCGUAAAAAUUACACUGUUCACAAAAAGGAACCUAUAGCUAAACAUACAAUGAAUUACACUGGACAUAGUACAAGAAAUGGAUUUUCAUCGCUAUUAAUAUGUCCUGCUAGAAUCACAUUAUAUGCAAGCUGUAUGGAUAAUGUUAUAUAUGCAUAUAAUAUAUCGUCGUAUAAUCCCAAACCAAUUUCAGAAUUUUAUGGGCAUCAGAAUUGUACAUACUAUGUUAAGACUUGUUUAAGCCCCGAUGGACGUUAUAUAGCCAGUGGUUCUAGCGACGAACUUGCAUAUAUAUGGCGCACAAAUAAACCAGGAGCACCAGUAGUGCAACUCUCCGGACAUACAGAAGAAGUUACUUGCAUUGCGUGGUGUAACGUCGGAGAAACUAAAAUAGUAACAUGUUCUGAUGAUUCGUGCCAUAGAAUUUGGAGAGUGGGCUAUGAACAUAAAAUAGAUAACGAGGAAGUACAAAUACGUGGUCAUGCUGAAAUUGUACUUAAUAAGAAUCCUUUAGAAAAUUUAAAAUUAGAAACUACGCCGACUAUUACUCGACGAUGGGUUGUGUCUCAAGAACGUACUCCGGGAUCUGACACCACACCUAAUGCUACCCCAGGUCCCAGUUCUGAUACUUCUAAACAGAUCGAGGAUCAUAAUCAGAAUUAUCAUAGGAUUAGUAAUUCUGUGAAAAGAAGUUAUUGUCAAAUGAUGAUGGGAUCAUGGUCCGAAGGAAAAUUCAAGUCAAUUUUAUCACCGAUACAUGAAAAUUAUGAAUUUAAUGCGAAACGAGCUCAUUUAGAAAAUCGCGGUGCGCGAAGGUUAUUCAGCCCAAAUCAUGAUAAUAAUCGAUUACACAAAGGCUACGAAUCUGAUGAACCAAGCACAAGUUCAUCCACUGCAGAGAGUAAAAACGAUAUUCUUUUUUCGCCCACAUUGAACCUCCCAAAUUUUGUAAUCGAUGGUACAGCGCCACAUUUACUUCAAAUGUCCCCGGAAAAGUACAAAGAAAAUGUUGAUUGGUUAACGAGAAUACGAAGAGAGAAGUUUGAGCAUAGAUCUGGAAAAUCGAUGUCGGAAAAAUUAAGUCUUGUUUCUCAUACAACGCCUGCUAGAAGAAAUAGCCGAUCACGGUCAACGGAACCGCAAAAAGUAACUAAAACGUCUAAAAGUUCUGUUCCCUCUUUAUUAAAUUUUUUUAAAGUUACUGGGAAAGAUUGUGAAACAAAUGCGUGUUGUGAUGACGUUAAUGAAAUGCCUUCUACGAAAUCCUAAAAGUAAACCGUUUCAUGUGGUUGGACUGUAUUUUAAUUAUAAUUUCGUUUAUAUUGGGUUGGCCAAGAAGUCUUCUUGCACUUUUUAAGAAAACUUGAAAACAAAUUUCAAUCUAUUCAAUGGAACUUUAUUAAACUAUGCAUUGCUAUUUUGUUCAACAGCACUCUGUUAUCUUCGAGGAGCUUUAUUGUUCUAUCUUUGGCAAAGCAUCUACAUUUUUUAUAUAAAACAGUAAGAUUUCUUUACCAACUCAAUAAUUUUAGAAAUAUAUUUUAUACUUCAGUAUCAAAUUACAUACAUAGCACUGACCAACUAAUGUGAUAAGAAUUUCAGUGCAUUUUCAGAGUCAAUGCAUUUCAGAAAGCAACGAAUUUCAUAGUGUAGGAUAUAAGAUAUCUAAUAUAACCGUGUGAGUAUUACGAUAUAUGUAAAGAUAAAUCAUAUACUCAAGUAUGUCAUAUACCGACGACAAUAGCAUAAAGUACCUUUUAUAUGCAAUAAUAAAUUAUUUUUUAUAAAAAUAUAUAAUUGAA